CCGAAGAAUUGCACGGAAUUAAGGGUCAGAGUUUAGCAAAGUAUCGGGAGCUAAAGAAUCGAUUAAAAUAAUAUUAAACGAAAGUAUCGACACUUUUUGCGGAAGCCUACCCUAGUGCCAUUUGUAAUUCUAAUUUGAAUUUUGACAUUUGUCAGAAACGCAAAGGCUAAGCUAAAAGCUAUUGGCGUUCAAAGUAUGUCACAAUUUCAGCUAUAAUGGAAAAAAUUCCUGACCAGCUAGGGUACCUCAUAUUAACCGAGGACGGAGCAGUCCUGGAGUCCGGCGGUGAACUUGAAAACGACGAACGAGUGGCCACCAUUAUUACGGACCUAAUCAGCUUAUCAAAUAGCAUUGAUCCUGUGGCUUUUGGCCCUGAUGAGAAAUUCAAGAAAAUAACUAUAACAUAUGAUGAUCACUGGUUUAUUAUAUGCAUAUCUAAUAAGAAGAUAUAUGUUGUAAAAAGAAACAUACCCACAUCUUCUUCUGAAAGUAUUGCUGUGAACGUGUGAGCACUCAAAACAAAAUGGGCAGAAAUUUACUAAUG
Pararge aegeria (speckled wood butterfly) is the source of this 544-nucleotide messenger RNA. It is a transcript of the gene Lamtor4, whose product is annotated as ragulator complex protein LAMTOR4 homolog. NCBI's taxonomy places the organism in Eukaryota, Metazoa, Arthropoda, Insecta, Lepidoptera, Nymphalidae. Gene Ontology annotation, cellular component: Ragulator complex; lysosome. The record is from RefSeq and is a predicted model, not a curated record. Gene Ontology annotation, biological process: cellular response to amino acid stimulus; positive regulation of TOR signaling. Gene Ontology annotation, molecular function: guanyl-nucleotide exchange factor activity. The transcript is spliced from 3 exons. Bases 216 to 509 code for a protein of 97 amino acids.